Messenger RNA from Brenthis ino (lesser marbled fritillary), 555 nucleotides. Lineage: Eukaryota; Metazoa; Arthropoda; Insecta; Lepidoptera; Nymphalidae. The record is from the annotation of a GenBank genome assembly.
AUGCGCGGUGAUCGCGCCGGUCGUGACACGCGACACAACAAGGAUCAUGAAAACUUAAAGUCGUCGCUCAAAAAAGGAGCAAAGACUAAAAAAAACAGGGUAGUCUUCGACGAGAGCGCUAAUGAAUUUUUCGAGGCCGAUUAUAUUAUUGUAGUUCGAGAUGAGUGCGGGUAUUCUGAUGAGGGAGAAACCGAGGAGUGCUCGGGAUGCGGGGCUUGCGAGCGGUUCCAGGAGCCGGAGCCCGGUGCCCUUAGCCCGCCGGAAGGGUACAAAGAUAUGGGGCUUUUUAACCGGGAUGGAACGUUGCGAGAGCAAGCAUGGUGGGAUGCUGGAGACGUGGUUUUGGUGGGAGAGCGCUCGGGCACGGUGUUCACGCCGCAACAUUUGCAACUGCUUCGAAAACUUCAAAGGGAGAGGAUGUUACGCUCUACCGUGUGUGCAGACUGCGAUGCUCAUACAAAUAUUCAUCAGCCGCUCGGUGAGUCACAUACGUCCUUGCCAAGGACGGACGCCAUCUGGCCGGCCUUGCUCUUGAUAUAUCUCAUAUUUCUCAUU